This is a messenger RNA of Amyelois transitella, 1883 nucleotides long. Its product is annotated as WW domain-binding protein 11. The transcript has 11 exons. Bases 130 to 1725 code for a protein of 531 amino acids. The record is from RefSeq and is a predicted model, not a curated record. Gene Ontology annotation, cellular component: spliceosomal complex. NCBI's taxonomy places the organism in Eukaryota, Metazoa, Arthropoda, Insecta, Lepidoptera, Pyralidae. Gene Ontology annotation, biological process: mRNA cis splicing, via spliceosome.
UCUGUCUAUCAAGCAAGCAAGAACAUUUCCUUGGCGUUGUGGUAGUAUGUGAAGUGGUUAUUGGGAAUUAAUCGAAACACACAAGAUUUUCUCUUAUAUAUGAAGAACUAGAAAGAAAAAACUAUAAAGAUGGGUCGCCGAUCUAUUAAUACCACUAAAAGUGGUAAAUAUAUGAACCCCACGGAUCAAGCUAGAAAAGAAGCCAGAAAGAAAGAAUUGAAGAAAAAUAAAAGGCAAAGGCAAAUGGUUCGGGCGGCGGUACUCAAAAUGAAAGAUCCCACACAGAUACUUGAGGAACUACAAAAAAUUGAUGAAAUGGAAUAUAAUGUGCUGCAACCAUCGCCGCUCAAUGAAAAAGUUUUAAAAGAAAAAAGAAAAAAACUUAGAGAAACAUUUGAUAGAGUUCUCAAAAUGUAUGACAAAGACGAACCAGAGAAGUGGGUGGAGCUGAAGCGGCAAGAGAUGGAGUAUGAGAAACGGAGGGCGCAUCUGAUCUCUUACUACGAGUCAGUGAAACACGCCCAGUCGGUACAAGUUGAUGAUAUCCCUUUGCCGACUAUACAAGUUCCAGAAAAUGUGCUUUACGGCAAUUUGCCAUCACAAAUACCCCUUCCAAUGGACAUAACUCAGCCAACUCCGAAGCCUAUAUUGAAACACUACCCUAAGGAAUGUCGGCCAGCAGGCGUGGACCCGCCGGGCGUGCCCCCCGGGCCCCCGCCAGACUUCGUGAACAUCCUCCUGGAGGCCACCAAGCUCGAGAGCGUUGCGAAGAUCAAAGAACCAGUCAAAGAGAAGAAGCAGUUAAGGUUCUUGGAUAUGCCCGAUGAAGGACCGCCUGGUGAAUGCAUGACAUCCUGUCACAUGGACGUACCUGUGCCCAAUCCGAUCAUACCGGCAGUAGUACCGCACGUGCCAAAUUAUGAUGGAGAAGAAAUUGAACCGCCCGAGCGUCCUGUCACUCCGCCAGUGGUACCCGUGGCUGCACCAGCUCCAAAACCUACUUCGCUACAGCAAAGGAUGUUGGCGCUUUCUGGGCAGAACAUAGAUGAUUUUAUGAAAGAGAUGGAAGAGGUGCAUAAGAAGAGAGAAAGGGACAGAGCUGCUGAUUUGAAUGCUAGACUGAGCGCCCUAAAACGCAACGGAGUAUCGUCUCGAGACAGCGACUCGGACAGCGACGGCGAGCCGCCCCAGCCACAGCCGCCGCAACUCGAUUUGUUGGAACCGCCCGGACUUGAGAUGAGGGCGAUGCCCCCGCCUCUAAUACCAGGGCUCCGUCCACCACUACGCGCGCCACUGGGCCCUCCCCCGGGGCUGCCGCCGCGUCCCCCCGGCCCCCCGGGCCCCCCGCCGGGGCUGCCCCCGCGCGCGCUGCUCCGCCCCCCCGGCCCGCCCCCCGGAGCCCCCCCGCGGUUGCUACGGCCGCUACAGCCCCCGCCACCGCCGAAACCACUGCCACAGUUGUCUGUGCUGUCCGCCGCGCCACAGCUUAUAUCGAAGAAGGAUGGGGUGCAAGGUGCAACUAUCAGCGCCAAGCCCCAAAUCAGGAAUCUAUCCGCUGACGUCACUCGCUUCGUCCCGUCCGCUUUACGAGUCAAGCGGGAAGACAAGAAAGCGAAACCAGGCUUGAAGACCACUGUACACAGGGCAGCAGACAUACCGAAACAAGCCCCGAGCAAAGACGACGCGUACAUGCAGUUCAUGAAGGAAAUGGAAGGCUUGUUAUAGUGUAAUCAAUAAAGUGAUGGGCUAGCAACCUAUCAAUAUUUGAAUCUUCAUUUGAAAUCUUCAGCUGAACGUGGCUUCGCCUUUUUGAGACUAUUGCAUCAUUAUGUAUGUUAUUUUUUCAGAAUAUUAUAUCUUGUAAUAAAAAAAAAUACACUGUU